Molecule: messenger RNA, 504 nt
Organism: Cokeromyces recurvatus
Lineage: Eukaryota; Fungi; Mucoromycota; Mucoromycetes; Mucorales; Mucoraceae
Product: 60S ribosomal protein L11
Exons: 2
Coding region: 1-504 (167 amino acids)
Biological process (GO): translation
Cellular component (GO): cytosolic large ribosomal subunit; ribosome
Molecular function (GO): structural constituent of ribosome; RNA binding
Source: RefSeq, a predicted model, not a curated record
AUGCGCAACCUCCAAAUUGAGAAGUUGGUUCUCAACAUCUCUGUUGGUGAAUCUGGUGAUAGACUCACUCGUGCCGCCAAGGUUCUUGAACAAUUGACUGGUCAAACUCCCGUCUACUCCAAGGCCCGUUACACUGUCCGUACUUUCUCCAUUCGUCGUAACGAAAAGAUUGCCGUUCACGUCACUGUCCGUGGUCCUAAGGCUGAGGAAAUCCUCGAACGUGGUUUGAAGGUCAAGGAAUAUGAACUCAAGGCUCGUAACUUCUCUGACACUGGUAACUUUGGUUUCGGUAUUGAUGAACACAUUGAUUUGGGUAUCAAGUACGAUCCUUCUAUUGGUAUUUACGGUAUGGAUUACUAUGUUGUCUUGGGUCGUCCUGGUUUCCGUGUCUCUCGCAGAAAGCACUGCAAGUCCAAGGUUGGUGUCAAGCACCAAAUCAAGAAGGAAGAAGCUAUGGAAUGGUUCAAGCAACGUUUCGAUGGUAUCAUCUCUUACAAGAACUAA